CUUUCACGUUCUUCUCUGUUCUUCCCUUUUCUCUUUGAUUGUUCUCACCUCCAUGUUUCUUCCUUCCAACAGCUCACCCUCCAUCAAUUCUUCUUAUUCUUAAUUUCAAACCCUGUUAUCAACAACCCCAAUUCAUCCUUCUCCUCAAUUACCAAUAGUUCACUUCCAUCAAUUUCUCUUAUUCCCAAUUUCAAACCCUAAUUCCAAUUUUGGGUUACAAAGACAAACCAAAUACUAAUUGGAGAUUCUUUGUAAAAAAUAUUAGAGAUUUGAUUUCCAAUUACACAAAAUCUAUAGAGGAGCUUGUCAGAUCUGAGCCAUCGGAGCCUGUCGUUCUUUUCAGACAGAAUGGAGAUUCCUGAACAUCGCAAGUGGAUGGAUAAUAGGAUGCGUCCUGAUAAUAGUAGAGUUACAGAUGAGUUUUUGGCCGGGGUUUGUGAGUUUGUUGAGUUUGCUUGUGCACAAGAUGAUUUCAAAAAAGUAGGAAAGUUGAGAUGCCCAUGUAAAAUAUGCAAGUGUAGAAAGCCUUAGUCAGUUGACGAUGUCAUGAAACAUCUUUGUAUGAAGGGGUUUAAGGAGGAUUACUAUUACUGGAGUAGCCACGGUGAACAAAGGCCUUCGGUUAUGCCAGUGGUUUCAAACAACUCCUAUUAUGGAAGCAUUGGGAUACGGGAAGACUUCAAUAACUUUGAGCAAAUGGUAAUGGAUGCAGCGGGACCAUCUCUUGGUUAUUAUCUUGAGCAAGAAGAGUUUGCUUGUCCAGAACAAAUAAGGGAGGAUCCUGACCCACAAGCAGAAAGUUUUUUUAAGAUGUUGAAAGCUGCACAAGCUCCCUUGUAUAACGGUUGUGAAAGUUAUUCAGAACUGUCAGCUGCAAUACAAGCAUUAAGUAUAAAGUCUGACUUCAAUAACUCACAUAAUUGCUUUAAUAAAUGGGUAGAGUUUAUGGGGAAAGCAUUGCCAAAUGACAAUCGAAUGCCUAAAAACUACUAUCGUGCAAAGAAAUCGAUGGAAAAGCUUGGAUUGGGUUGCAUAAAGAUUCAUUGCUGCCCAAAUGGUUGUAUGAUUUACUACUAUCCGGAAGAUAAGAAUCUCCGUAAUUGUAAAAAUGCGGCGAAAACCGUUACAAAAGUGUCACUAGAAAUGGUAAGAUUAGAGAUGUUCCUUUAAAAAAGAUGUGGUAUUUCCCUAUUAUCCCAAGGCUUCAAAGACUAUAUUCCUCAAUGCAAACUGCAAGCCAAAUGAGGUGGCAUCAUGAUGUUACAAGAGACGAUCAGAGACGGAAAAUGAAAUUCUGUCUCUACAGUGUUUAGAGACGACGAAAACAACGACAGACCCUGUUCCGUCUCUGAUUCCGUCUCUAAGACGUAUAGAGACAGAUUUUUUUCAUUUUAGAGACGGAUAUUGCCCGUCUCUAUUCCCAAUUUUUUUAGUAGUGUCUCCCGUAUCCACUUCCUCUUAUCUCUUGCUUCUCUCACCGUCGUCCAACACCUCCAUAGCUCCCGUCCGUCCAUCGCUCCCCACCGAUCUCACUACCGUCACAUACCACCAUUGAAGUUCAUCUAGUUGGUUUUUUCAAUUGAUUUCAUCUCGUU
Molecule: messenger RNA, 1595 nt
Organism: Medicago truncatula (barrel medic)
Lineage: Eukaryota; Viridiplantae; Streptophyta; Magnoliopsida; Fabales; Fabaceae
Exons: 3
Coding region: 547-1170 (207 amino acids)
Source: RefSeq, a predicted model, not a curated record